CAUUUGUUUAUUUUAUUCGAUUCGAUCAAACAAAAAAACAUGAUAACAUUUUGUGAUAAUCGUUCAAAGACAAGGAGACGUCUACGACAACACUCUCAAAACGUCACCGUUUUUACUCAAUCGGUGUCGGAAAUCACCGCCGACAUGCCGGAAGAAAUCAUCGUUGAGAUACUCCUUCGACUUCCGGUGAGAUCCCUCCUUCAAUUCAGGUGCGUUUGCAAACUCUGGAAAACGUUAAUCUCAGAUCCCCAAUUCGCAAAGAAACACGUUUCGAUCUCAACCGCUUAUCCACAAUUGGUCUCUGUCUUUGUCAGUAUUGCAAAGUGCAAUCUCGUAUCUUAUCCUUUAAAACCACUGUUGGAUAACCCAUCAGCCCACCGUGUUGAACCCGCUGACUUUGAAAUGAUACACACCACAUCAAUGACAAUCAUAGGUUCAUGCAAUGGGUUGCUUUGUUUGAGUGAUUUCUAUCAAUUUACUUUGUGGAAUCCUUCUAUCAAAUUGAAAUCCAAACCAUCUCCAACCAUUAUUGCUUUUGAUAGUUUUGAUAGUAAGAGGUUCCUAUAUCGUGGCUUUGGCUAUGAUCAAGUUAACGACAGGUACAAGGUCCUAGCAGUUGUGCAAAAUUGCUAUAAUUUGGAUGAAACUAAGACCUUAAUUUAUACAUUUGGGGGAAAAGAUUGGACAACUAUUCAAAAGUUCCCAUGUGAUCCGUCGCGGUGUGAUCUUGGUCGGUUAGGGGUUGGGAAAUUUGUGAGCGGCAAUUUAAAUUGGAUAGUUAGUAAAAAGGUGAUAGUUUUCUUUGAUAUUGAGAAGGAAACGUAUGGGGAGAUGUCGCUGCCUCAAGAUUAUGGUGACAAGAAUACUGUGUUGUACGUUUCAAGUAACCGUAUUUACGUAUCUUUCGAUCACUCUAACAAAACUCAUUGGGUUGUGUGGAUGAUGAAAGAGUAUGGAGUUGUUGAGUCAUGGACUAAACUGAUGAUCAUCCCACAGGAUAAGUUAACAUCACCUGGUCCUUAUUGUUUAUCCGAUGCCUUGUUCAUUUCGGAACACGGAGUUCUCUUGAUGAGACCUCAGCAUUCUAAACUCAGCGUAUAUAACUUGAAUAAUGAUGGUGGCUUAGAUUAUUGUACUACAAUUUCUGGUCAAUUUGCACGUUAUCUACAUAUUUACAACGAGAGUCUGGUAUCACCACACUGGCUAAAACACAGUCAAAAGAAAAACAAAAGAAAAAGGAAGCAAAAACUAGGAUCCGAAAGCCCAAAGCUUGUAAGGCAUUCAUGCUAGCUCUUACUCUCUAAAAGUGACAUUUUAUCAUGCAGUGAACUCCUUAACCAAGACUGUCAUUGCAACACAGUUGAAACAUAGCUUGUCACUCAAAGAAACUGCUGUCACCACUGUGUGACAGAAUACCUUCUAGAUCAAUUUUAAUUAUGCUAUUUUCUGUAAAUCUUUAAGCCCUUCUAUUCCCUUCUAAGGAUAUUGUCGACAAUAGUUGGUUAACAAAUUUCUUAGAUUGUGGCAUUGAUUGGGAAAUUCGUUGUAACCAAAUUGCUUACUUAUAGCCUUCAAGGAAAAUGGAAUAUGCAGACAAUUCACACUAUUCAAUUUAUCCUUA
Molecule: messenger RNA, 1621 nt
Organism: Medicago truncatula (barrel medic)
Lineage: Eukaryota; Viridiplantae; Streptophyta; Magnoliopsida; Fabales; Fabaceae
Product: F-box/kelch-repeat protein At3g23880
Exons: 3
Coding region: 40-1290 (416 amino acids)
Molecular function (GO): protein binding
Source: RefSeq, a predicted model, not a curated record